ACACACACACACACACACACAGUGUAAGACGAACACAUACACACAGAGAAAAAAAACCUCAUCGGGAUUUAUUGCGACCUUUGUGAACUUUCGCAAGCGACAAGCAGCCUGUUAAGUUUUCCUAAACUCCCUCCAUAUUUUAUUGGCUCGUUGAAACGUGAAUGCUCCAUACACCACUUAAGGUUAUGUGCCGUGUAUUCGCAAGCCAUAUUACCGCUAUGAAAUAAUUAAGUGACAUGGUUAAGAUGAGUCACAAAUGUUUGUGAGCCACAGAGCAGCAGCGUAGGCACCGAGCUCUUGCUGAGAAAAAGGGGGGGAGCUGUCAUCAGCCAGGCCUAAUGUAAAGCAACUGUUGCUUGAGAGUUAAAUUUAAAACUACCGCUGAUCUCUUCUUGUAUCCUGGCAUUUGUUGAAUAUUUUUUAUUCAAUUCACUGCACGAAUGUGGAAUUUGACAACUGGGGACAUCAAACACUCAUUUACUAAUUAUUCAUGCUCUCAUCAAAACAAACAUAAAGAGAGUCAGGAUUACAAGAGUAUUAGGUAGCAUUUUUAUUUAUUUUUUUAUUUUAAAAUUUCUGUUUUGUUCUGUAUUUUAUCCACGACUUCUUGCCAGGAAGGGGAGCAUUUCCCGGGAACGUUAACAUUAUUAUUAUUAUUAUUUUAAUUAUUAUUGAACAAUAGAAAAUGUGGGAACUUUCAAAUAGUGGGGAAAUAAACUUUCCAAAACUAACGUGACUGCGGUUUUGCGUAUAGUUUGUCUCAUGCACACCAGCUUUUUUUUACCCCAAAAUAUUUAACAUCGAGCUCUGCGCUGAGUGGCGUUUUCCUCUCACGUUUGGACGUAUCUAUUUAAUUUAAUGUAGGUAAAGCUGCAAAUCCAUUUUACAAUCAUACUGAUUUGUAUAUUUAAUUUAAUAUUUUUAUAUGUUCUUUUUAAUUGCCAAUUGCAUUAAAUUCUUAGAGGAAUAUGCAUAUAUAUCAUUACUUUGUAUUUGGGUGUGUGUGUUUUUAUUCAUUCUGUAGCUAGACACAUGACAUCUUCCCCCCCCCCCCCCCCUUUUUAAGUAUCCGUAAUGAAACGUGCCAAUUUAUUGAAGGCUCUUCUGCAGGACUGCGGUAUUUAUAAUUUGCUUAUUUAGUUAUCUUUCCUGGGAUUACCUCACUGGGCGUUGGAAUAGCCUAUUGGUUAUAACAUAAUCUUCUUCCAACUGAGCAUGCGCGUUACCUAAAAAAUAUCAGAAUAUUUUAGUGUGCAUACCUCUGUGACAGUAGGCCCACUGCUGCUGGAAAAGAGCAGAACAUAACCAUCACCCUAAAUGGUAAACAUCUCACAUUUAUAUGUUUAUUCUAACUAGAUGUGUUAGAGUCAGUAAUUAUAAAGGAUUUUUCCAUUGUGUAAUUUCGUAAAUGACCUAGAUGCAUGGUAAUUCUAUUCUUAUAUAAACCAGUAGACAUAUCACAGCCCAGUCUUUUUUCUCUCUCUGUGUAUGUGCGUGUAGCAAAGUUGAGUGAUUUUUUUUAGUCCAUGAUGUCUGGCCUGUGGCCCACACUAUGUUUGGCCGGCUUAGGCCGCUACUGCUAUAGACAAGUUUGUGGACUUGAAAUUAACUCAGUAGUGACCAGACAGAAGUAUAACCUUAAUCUCUCCUAAAAUGGAAAAGCUGCAACCGAAUGCCACUGUAUGUGAUCCUGUUUUCAGUAUUUACAUUUUAAAAUGUAAAGUAAAGUGAUCAAUGUAUCCCAGAGGCACAAUUACAUGGAUGAUUCUGUGAUUCACUGUUUUGGAUAAAUAGACAAUGUGAAGAUUGAACUUCCACAUUUUGCUGUGGUUUAAAUGUGUCAUGUCUGUUGCUUGAUUUAUUAAGAAAAUGAAUUGUGGUGCUUUGUGUGUUGAAUAAGGGUGCAUUCUCUAUCACUUUUCCCACUUCUCUUAUAUUCGACGGAGCUUAAAACACUACAGUGGCUCAGGUUCGCAUUCACUCGAACAUCCAGUAAAUUUAAUAGAGUCUGAGAAUAAUAGAGGUUCUCUUAUUUGUUCCAGUUCUGCUAUUUGUCUUCAUAACAUGUGCAUCCACUUAUUUUCAGAAUGCAUAGUGCUUUCACAAAGCAAAAAUUUACAUUAUGCUUUGUGUUUUCAAAACACAUGGAGCUGCAACAAAUGCUGUUUUAGUUUUUCCUGCACAUGUAGCAGCUGAUAAUGGGAAGGAUUUUCUCAUCAUAUUGCUUUACAAUACAAACGGUAAUUUAACUGUCUUGUAAUAUAGAAUUUCACAGUGCCUGUAUUACAUUGAUACUAGGCAUGUUUUUGUGCUAUGCAUGUGUUUAGUUUUUUUCAAUUCUCAUGUUUUUCAGUGGCGAAAUGUUUCCGCAGUUCCAUAUUUUCGUCAUUUAUUUCAUUACAGGCUCAUAACUGUAUGUAAUACAAUAAUAACUGUGCAGAUCGUUGUAUGUGUUUCAUAGAUUAUAUGGUCAGUUGGGCCUUGACUGACUACAGCACAUGGAGUUUGCCUUCAUAUGGCUGAUGGAGAGGGCUAAAUGACUUCUUGCUGUGAUUUGCUCGAGCAUCUGUCUCCAAAUGGACUCAUCCCAAACCUGUUAAUUCAUCUAAAUUUCAUAAAGUCAUGGCAAGACUGUGCACUGCCAUCCCUCAUCAAUUAUAAUAUUUCAGCGCACUCCACACUAAUGCAUGCAGUUGUUUAAACAGCCACACAAACCCACAUACACACGUUCUUAUUACUACAAGAAAACACAAACACAGCUCACACAAUCACAAAUGAAUAUGGAUACUUGAAAUCAUUUUGUUUUUGGUUUCCAUUUGAAGUUUUUUAUUAUUAUUAUUAUUAUUUAUAUCUUGUGUUACAUUACAGCAUUCACCAUGUGUAACGCUAGUGAUUUGUAUACGGAUAGUGACUAGAUUAUUAUAGAAAAGCAGCCAUAUUAUUAUAAUAUAGCCUACAACAGGCUACAUUACAUUUUAAUAUGUGUGUGUUUAUGUGUGUGUGUGUGUGUGGUGGUGCUUGUUUUUCCCUUUUGUGUGCAAAUAGUUUUCCCCAAAAAGGGUCUUAUUUAAUAAAAAAAAAUAGACUUCUUCUCAUCACCAUCCAAGGUUAAAUUAACUGAACUUGCUGAAUUUUCAGUCCAGUCUAUAACAUUGCUUCGUAUUCAGUAAGCCUUGAAUUUAAACUGGCAUUUGACUUGUCUUCCAUUUUUUCUCUGCAUUGCGCCUUUAUAAUAUAUUUGAUUCAUAUUGACUAAGAGCGACUUGGAGCGACAUGGACCUUGUGGCUGUAAAAACUAUGCCCUGACAUGAAUGUUUUGAUUGUUGCAAGUGAUAUUUCACAUGCAGCAGUCACCAGAAUUUCAUCUGCCUUGUCAAACAGCCAGCAUAAACCAGACUUAUAAGGCUGCAGGGCUGGAGGAGAUUUCAGAUGUCAAAAUGCUUACAUUUCUUACAAAGUAGAUAUUUGACCUGAAGUUUUGUACAUUGACGUGCAAUUUUCAAAUUAGUUGUUUGUCAUAAUAACAUUGCAUGUGCGUAAAGCAACAUUGCAAACCCCUAACCAAAUAAACACUGUUUACUGUCGUUGCCAUUGCUUCCAAUUUUAUGAUUUAUUGUUUGAAGGUAACCUCUCACAAUAUUUAUCUCAUGAAAUUAAAAAAUUGUUAAAUUUAUGUAAUAUUUAAAGCAGGUACACUAACUAACUGAAGAGCUCACAUUUCCUUGCUAUAGCACAAAAAUGGGGCAAAUAUUAAAAAGGCCUAUUAAUUGUUAGAUAUGUGUAAGCCUUUGUCUCAAACUUAACUUGCUGAAAGGGUAUACCUGAACAGCCUCAAAAUCAGCAUAUGAAUUUAAGUCCUUAAAGUGCAGCUACUCUAAACAGUUUUCCUUUGUUUCCUGUAAAUGAGGAACAGGGGUUAUUUGAGGUCUCUCAGGCGUUUAUGCCAUCUGAAUAUAAGAUUGGAAACUUUCAGUUUAUUGGCCUUUAAACCUCGAUUUUUUUCGGAAAUGCAUCAGGUUAAAGGUUGAUAAACAUGAGCGUCCAUUACAAUCCUCACGGAAUUAGGCCAGUUCUGGGAAUGUCUACUAUUUUCCAGCACUUAAUGUCAAGUGGGCCCCUUGCUUUGUCUCUGCGUAGGACCCACUGCAGGUGACGUCAGAAAGUUUUUUUUUUUUUUUUUUGCACGUUGAUUAUACCACCAGCUCAAGUCUUUGGAAAUAAGAGGGGUUUUCACCUUAAACCUGUAAGCUGCAGUUCGGAUCUUACGCCGAGUUGUGUUGAUUGAAAUAAAAGUAACAGAUAAAAGAAUCAGGCUAAAGUGGUUAGGGUGGAAAACCCCCCCCAAAAAGCUGCGUGUUUAUCGAACCAGAGCCACGUCAAAGCUCGAAAACGUGCAGAAAUAUGUGUUGCAGUUCAGCAGCGUGGGGAGCUUGAAGCUCGCUGUCCUCACAGCACCCCAAAGUAAGAAAGUUUAUCUGAGUUUCCUAGGAACAGUGGAGCCUAUCCACUGCUGUUCGUCACGUUUCAUAAUCUGCAUUUUACGUAACCAUUUUCACAUUUGUGCCAGCCUGCACGACGGUGCGUGAUGAACUUUUGAAAAUUAUUAAUUUAUUUAGGCUUAAUAAGAACAGCGUUAUAUACAGGCGUGAUUUACAAUAAGCACAUGGAUAAAAUAGUACAUCUUGUUCUGCUGUACUCCCCAGUGACACUACUAGAAAUGUAUGUUUGAAACAACUUUUAUUUCCAACAAGACGAUUAUCGUGCCUCGUAGGACUACUUGUUGCUUUAUCAAAGUUGUAUUUUCCAUACUACACGAGCCCAAUAGAUUACUGCGUCCGUACGGAAAUGUACUCUAAAAUAAAAAUGUACCACAAUGAUCUUACCCCGGAGAGAGAACAGUAGCCUUCUAUUACUAUUAUGUGGAUCUAAACAUAUAGGUUAAUGAGUGCCGAAGCAAUUAUGUUUUUGUUUGUUUGUUUGUUUGUUUGAAUCAAACAACUGCUGCAUUUGUGAGGAAUAAUAUUCUGUAACUCUGACUAUUUUCAAACGAGGUGCUCUACUCAAAAUGAAAGUCUUGACAAUAAUUGGCCUGGACACGCAAGGACCAGUCUCUCUAUUAUACUUGCCAGGCAGGAGCAGGACAUUUGCUGAAAUAAAAGGCAUGAAGGCUGGAGACUGAUUGUGUUGUGUUUUUGCUCACGUCGGUUUUUAAUCACUCGAUUUCUACUAGAAGAUUAGUAUUAUGCAUUAACCUGUGCGUUUUUCCUACGCAGAGAUUUAGAGAAGGGGAAUUAUAAGACGUCGCCUGAAGUUAAAGAGGCUGCAAUAUUUGGGAGUAUCGCGGCACAUUUCAAAGCAUUUUCUCUGCGAUAUUUGAAAACGGAGUCGUGCAGUGAACGCCUGCGUGUCCCUUUUAAAACAAACCCAGCGCCUGUCAAUCACAGCGCAUUCCAACCAAUCCCAAAGCUCCCUUUUUAAAAGCAGGUUGGCCUGCUGUGCUUUUAUAUUGCACCAUGGCCUGUUUCGAAGCAUUUUUACUACCACGGUUAUUGCCACAAAUCAAGAGGGCAAAGUGAACGGCAUGGGACUCACACCAACUUUAACGAAAUUGAGUCUGGUUCCUACUUCUGCGAAGUUCACGGCCAAGAAUUUCACAUGCAGAUGAUAUACAACAAGGAAAAUGGAAACAGAAUUUCUAGGUGCAUCCUGAGUGCUGAAUUGGUUGAUUUUGCAAACUCAUAGCCAAACUCACAACAAAACAUGACAAGCCUUUCGAGGUUUAGUGGCUGCCCUCUCUCUUGCGUCAACCCCGGGGAGAGCAAUACUGAACCCAGCGUGGUGCUGCCACCUUUGGCAGGAGAGCACAUGGGACACCCCACUGGCAGUUCCUUAAAACUCUGCCCCUCGCACAAUUUGCGAGACUACCCAGAGACGAGGUCCAGUGCAUAUGUUGACCAUUCGGUUCCCAAUUUUUCAGACUCUGGAUACCCCAGUCACCGGUUAGAGCACAGUCCUAGGGGCAUUAUCAUUGGAGCCAAUCUUUCUGGAGCCGGCAUGCCACCCGUCACUGAUCAACUGGCAUCAAGACCUAACCAACAUGGAGGGAUUGGACGCUAUCGUGACUUUCAUGGCUACAGAGACAACAGAAACCAUACUUUUUUCACAAGUUAUCAGGAGCAGGCCCAUGCGUCCUCCGACGCAUCUCGAGAUCUCGGCAGCCAGAUGAUGCUGGGUCUGCCUGGCGACCUCCUCACCCGGACUCACCCUUACGGCCAAACUAUCAGCCCCAAGGGAAACAGCCAGCAACUUGUCACUCAGUUCCUGGGUCUGUACAAACCCCUGAACAUGGCAAUUCAGCGUGGAGGAGGAGACGCUUUCCUCAGGUGCUCAAAACAAACAGUAAAGCAUGAGCUGGUGUGCAAGUGGAGUGACGGCCAAGAGGGGGCUGGAAAGCUGCCUUGCUCCAGAGCCUUCGGGACCAUGUAUGAACUUGUCACCCAUGUGACAGUGGAGCAUGUCGGAGGACCUGAGCACUCUGAAUAUGUGUGUCACUGGGACAAUUGUGUGAGAGACAGGAAGCCUUUCAAAGCCAAAUACAAGCUGGUGAACCACGUCAGAGUCCACACAGGGGAAAAGCCAUUUCCCUGCCCAUUUCACGGCUGUGAGAAAGUUUUUGCAAGAUCAGAAAAUCUAAAGAUCCACAAGAGGACUCACACAGGUGAAAAACCUUUUAAAUGUGAGUUCGAGGGCUGCAACCGGAGGUUUGCGAACAGCAGCGACAGAAAGAAGCAUUCACAUGUGCACUCCAGUGAUAAACCCUACAUGUGCAAGGUCAGGGGCUGCGACAAGUGUUACACCCACCCAAGCUCCCUGCGAAAACAUAUGAAACUCCACUGCAACAAGACCCAAGUCGCCAAAGACGGCGACGCGCGUCCUGGUGGUGGGGGUCACAUUGCGGAGGGCAGGUCAAGCCGAGUCUCGGAUGGAACCCAGAUCAGCCCCACUCAUCCACCCACCUCAUCUCAAGAUGUCCCCUUGUCCCCAGAGAGUCGAGACGAGCCGACCCCGAGGUCACGUUUCCAUCACACAUUUGACAGCAGUUUGGACUACUCAACACACAGGUCACAGCCCCUCUUGGACCCUUUGUUGUUACAGAGAGGCAGCUACAGGCCUCAGUCCUCCCAGUACCCCUGCAGCCAGACAGGUCACGCUUUUGCCCAGAGCUCAAGGACUUUCUCCCCUGCUUCUUCCUUUCAGAAAAGUAUUGUUAAUGGAUGGUACACAUGCCACAGCGGCGUGGACUCUUUCCCACCAAAGCAAUGCAAUAACAUCCCGUCUCUCUGAGGUGUUGUUGGGACACACACAGGCGGCUUAAUAUGUUGGGCCUAUUUUUUCAUGUGGUAGCUCAAACCUACAGCUGUUGUUCUCUGUACUUUCGUAAAUGUUGUAUUACAUAUUUUGCGUGACGUCCUCAGUUAUCCUAUUGAGUAUUCAAUGGAAAUGUGGCAAGCUUUAUUUGUUGUCGUGAGGUCUGUUCGGUUGGGUUUGGUUUAAAGCCCAUACAUCUCCCAAAAGUGGAUUAUAGGAACCGUUAUGUGUAUUUCUAGUUUUCGUUGUGUUGCAUAAGUAUUGAAGAUAUCUAUCUUUAAGUGGGGAAAAAAUGACUAAGGAUUUAAUGGAAAUCUGCGUGUUGAUUAGUCUAUUCUGAACUUUGAAUCUUUUAAGUAAAAGGAAGUGUCUUGCUGAAUGUAGCCCUGACUGUAGGGGUCUUUCUUGAAUGUAAACUAGUCUAAUGUAUGUCUGGAUGAAUAGAAAUAUUAUUCAUGACUUAUGUACGUUGCAAGAUAAAAUAAAUAUCUAAUUUUUUUUCGCCCCCCUCAAGUUAAAUGUUGAGGUUUAACAACCCUGCGUGACGGGCCUGGAGCAUGAGCUGUAAUUAAAAUACAAGGCUCACUAGUUUUUUUCCUGCCCUUGAUUAUGUUUCACUUUUUGCCUUUUUUUUAUUAUUUUUAUUACACACUGUGUAUUAUAUGUAUAUUUCACAUUUCUGUGCAGAGUAAGAGUGUGAGUAUAAACCAGUGGUCGUGUUACUAUUCAAACGUUUAAUUAGCAUACAGUUCAACUGUACAUAAGCUCACUGUAUAAUUAAUUAUCCUAUAUUUUAUUAAAGUGUCUAUAUUCUC
Molecule: messenger RNA, 8183 nt
Organism: Haplochromis burtoni (Burton's mouthbrooder)
Lineage: Eukaryota; Metazoa; Chordata; Actinopteri; Cichliformes; Cichlidae
Gene: zic6
Product: zic family member 6
Exons: 2
Coding region: 5761-7344 (527 amino acids)
Biological process (GO): regulation of transcription by RNA polymerase II; central nervous system development
Cellular component (GO): nucleus
Molecular function (GO): RNA polymerase II cis-regulatory region sequence-specific DNA binding; DNA-binding transcription factor activity, RNA polymerase II-specific
Source: RefSeq, a predicted model, not a curated record